This is a messenger RNA of Linepithema humile (Argentine ant), 1247 nucleotides long. RefSeq names its product Carbonic anhydrase 2. The record is from RefSeq and is a predicted model, not a curated record. Lineage: Eukaryota; Metazoa; Arthropoda; Insecta; Hymenoptera; Formicidae. Gene Ontology annotation, cellular component: plasma membrane. Gene Ontology annotation, biological process: one-carbon metabolic process. Gene Ontology annotation, molecular function: carbonate dehydratase activity; zinc ion binding.
GAGCUGGCAGUAUUCAGUCUACCACCGACCGUAACAGAGCACUCACAUUUCUUUCUUCGCUGAUUCGUCGACAAGAAUCGGCAAGCCACCGUCAGUGCUGCAAGAUUCCAUGGUGUACCCCGACGGGGUGAACGAUCAUGAUGUUCUCGAUCGCUCCUCUUGGCUUUCUUUUCCUCUCAGGAUUCUGUUUCGGUCAAGAGUUCGGUUAUGAAGGAAGGAACGGUCCGUCGAAUUGGGGCGAGGAUUUUCACGCGUGCAUUGGAAAGCACCAGUCGCCGAUUAAUAUAGAAGAGCACAAUGUCAAGAACGUCAGUCUACCGCCAUUGAAAUUGAACGGCAUCGACAAUCUGUACCUGUUCAUGACGAACAAUGGUCACACGGUUAUGUUGAAAACCAAUGACUCCAGAGCGGCUAUACUGUCCGGAGGACCUUUGGGGGAUAAUAUUUACGUGUUUGAGCAAUUGCAUUUUCAUUGGGGCGAGAAUGAUCACGAGGGAUCCGAAGAUUUAAUUAACAAUCACUCGUUCUCGAUGGAAAUGCACGCUGUAUUUUACAAAGAAGAUUACAAGUCGAUGGAGGAAGCUCUUAAUCACGAUGACGGAUUGACUGUUUUAGCAUAUUUUUACGAAGUAGGUUCUCAACAAAAUGUAGCAUACGAGCCCAUCGUAGCAGCAUUACCUGACGUAGUGGCAGUGGGUAGUAAGGAAAAAAUAUUGCAACAGCCCUUAUUGUUAGGGAAAUUGCUUAUACCAAACAUCGCGACCAUGCAGGAUUAUUUCACGUACAACGGCUCGUUAACCACUCCACCUUGUCUCGAGAUUGUUACGUGGAUUGACUUCAAGGAUCAUCAACGCUUGUCGCACGAUCAGUUGGCUGCUUUUCGCGAUGUACAAAAUCCGGAGGGCAACAAAUUGACCCACAACUUUCGACCAGUACAGCCAUUAGAGGAUCGAGUAGUUUUUCAAAAUAUUCCAAAAGAGCAAAGCAUACCAAAGACUCCUGACUACCAUCGUUUUGAUGGGAGUUCUGGACAGCACAAUCUCAAGGUGCCGUUUACAAUCGUCGCAUUAGGAAUUUUAUUUGCAGUCUUUUUGCUUGCCAUAUAAGCACGCUGAACAUAAUAUAUUCUAGUCAAUGACAUUUCUCAAUUGCUAUGUUAACUUUUAAACAGAGAAUAACAGAGAUUAAUAAAUACGAUUAAAUUAAAAAAAUCAAUUUUAUUUUACGAUUUUAUUUUACAAUUUUAU